GCGCCUCGGGGAUGUCGUGGGUGCUGGCGGCGCCGUCGGUUCGCGGGGCCGGGGUGGAUGGGGACGUGUUCGACGAGGACGCGGACGAGUCGCUGGUGGCGCGGAGGGAAUGGCAGAGCCACAUGCGGAGACGAGUCAAAGAAGGCUAUAGAGAUGGAAUAGAUGCUGGCAAAGCAGUUACUCUUCAACAAGGCUUCAAUCAAGGUUAUAAGGAAGGUGCAGAAAGCAUUAUAAAUUAUGGACAACUCAGAGGAACAUUGAGUGCUUUACUUUCCUGGUGUCACCUUCAUGAUAGUAGUUCAGCUUUGAUUGGUAAAAUUCAUAAUCUUCUUGAUGCAGUUGGCCAGUGUGAAGAGUCUGUGCUCAGGCGUCUGAAAUCAGUCACUUCACAGCCCCACGUUGUAGAUUUAUUGGACUCCAUUCAGGACAUGGACCUUUGUCACAGACUUCCAGAUGAGGAAAAGAUUGAUGAAUCUGAAAAUGAAAGACUCUGUGACAGUAAUGCUGACCUUAACAAAAACUGUAGCAAGAAUCUUGGUGGAAAAGAUUGUUCAUCUUUGCCGUAUUUUCAAACACAGGAGCAUAUGCUUUCUGAGAAAACAGACCUCACUUGGAUUUUAGAACAGACUGGCAGUAUAGUAAAGCAGUUAGGAAUAUCAGUAGAUGUUUUACAACAUCUCAGACAACCUUGAAAUCUUCACUUUGCUAAUGAAAAUUUUCAAAACA
Messenger RNA from Suncus etruscus (white-toothed pygmy shrew), 726 nucleotides. It is a transcript of the gene YAE1, whose product is annotated as YAE1 maturation factor of ABCE1. Lineage: Eukaryota; Metazoa; Chordata; Mammalia; Eulipotyphla; Soricidae. The record is from RefSeq and is a predicted model, not a curated record. The transcript has 3 exons. The coding region runs from base 12 to 692 and encodes 226 amino acids.